AUGGGCCUUUUUGAUUUGUCCGACUUCUUGAAGGUUGAUGAUGAAAACAAGUGCCACCAGCGUUGCUUGAAUAACUGUUCCUGCUUAGGUUAUGCAUAUGGAAAGCUUCCUGGAGGAGAAGAAAUAGCUGUUAAGAGGCUGUCAAGAAUCUCUGGCCAAGGCUUAGAGGAGUUCAAGAAUGAAAUCAUACUGAUUGCAAAAUUACAACACAGAAAUCUUGUUAGAUUACUAGGCUGCUGUAUUCAGGGAGAAGAGAAGAUGCUGCUUUAUGAAUAUAUGCCCAACAAAAGCUUGGACUUCUUUCUUUUUGCAGACCCUGCAAAGCAGGCAUUAUUAGACUGGAGGAAGAGGUUCAAUAUUAUUGAGGGGAUUGCUAGAGGUCUUCUUUAUCUCCAUCGAGAUUCAAGACUCAGAAUCAUUCAUAGGGACCUAAAGGCGAGCAACAUUUUGUUGGAUGAGGAAAUGAAUCCAAAGAUUUCAGACUUUGGUAUGGCCAGAAUAUUUGGGGGAAACCAAAAUGAAUUGAACACAAACCGAGUUGUUGGCACAUAUGGUUAUAUGUCACCUGAAUAUGCAAUGGAAGGCCUAUUUUCUGUCAAGUCAGAUGUCUAUAGCUUUGGAGUGUUACUAUUAGAGAUUGUGAGUGGCCGGAGGAACACCAGCUUUCGUUUAACUGAUCAUGUCAGCCUCGUUGCCUAUGCAUGGGAAGUUUGGCACGGAGAUAAAGCAAUGGAGGCAGUUGAUCCAUCAAUUCGAGAUUCGUGUUGCGAGAAUGAAGUAUUAAAAUGCAUACAAGUAGGGAUGUUGUGUGUGCAAGAUUCUGCAGUUCAAAGACCAACCAUGUCAUCUGUGGUGUUAAUGCUUGAAAGCAAUAAUCCAACUCUGCCAUUGCCUAGGCAACCUACUUAUGCUUCAAUGAGAACCUCCAUGGACACACUUGAAAUCGAUCUUGAAGGCCAGGAAAUUCAAGAAAUUCCAGAACUAGAGUGACAUGGGGUUGAGUUGAAGCAUUGUCAUUACAGGCCUAGAGAAUGAGAAUUGCAAUUUCUGGAAGCAGAAUCUGUGAAACAAAGAAAAGAAUUUAAUAUAAGAAGUCAAUUUUUGUUGAUCAGCUCAGGACAAAAUGUACCCAUCUCCAUCUGUAACAUAAAUUGCAUAUGUCUUUGUCUUUGUCCGCCUGAUGAAUAUCAAUGGUGUGUUUUGGCCUCU
Messenger RNA from Hevea brasiliensis (rubber tree), 1209 nucleotides. Its product is annotated as G-type lectin S-receptor-like serine/threonine-protein kinase B120. Gene Ontology annotation, molecular function: protein kinase activity; ATP binding. The coding region runs from base 1 to 990 and encodes 329 amino acids. Lineage: Eukaryota; Viridiplantae; Streptophyta; Magnoliopsida; Malpighiales; Euphorbiaceae. The transcript has 7 exons. The record is from RefSeq and is a predicted model, not a curated record. Gene Ontology annotation, biological process: protein phosphorylation.